Penicillium maclennaniae is the source of this 804-nucleotide messenger RNA. RefSeq lists its product as uncharacterized. Gene Ontology annotation, molecular function: oleate hydratase activity; FAD binding. The record is from RefSeq and is a predicted model, not a curated record. NCBI's taxonomy places the organism in Eukaryota, Fungi, Ascomycota, Eurotiomycetes, Eurotiales, Aspergillaceae. Gene Ontology annotation, biological process: fatty acid metabolic process. The transcript is spliced from 2 exons. The coding region runs from base 1 to 804 and encodes 267 amino acids.
AUGUUUCCUGCCGUUCAAGAAACCCUACCCAGUCGUGACCCGCAAAGUACUCAGGUGUGGCUGGUUGGCAGUGGCAUUGCCUCCCUCUCCGCAGCUGUCCACUUGCUUAACGAUGCUAAGAUUCCUGGCGCCAACAUUCACGUGCUAGAUCUACAUACUUAUUCAGGUGGAGCUAUGAACCCGUAUGGCGAUCCACAGAGAGGGUAUUUCCUUCCAUUCGAAUGUCAUCCGCAUUUCCAUGGCAGCUGCAUGGAAAGACUUUUGUCUCUUGUCCCCAGCGAAACCCAGCCAGGCAGGUCGCUUAUGGAGGCUGUCCGAAACAAUGAAAAUUUUCAACGUCCAGUCCCUAAAAAUAUCGUCAACACACGUGCACUCAAGCUGGGUGACCUGGGACCAGUAUUGGUUUACACUGAGGGCAUUCACAUUGGGAUAAAGAAUCGAAUAGCACUGAUAAAUUUGUUGCUUACGAAUGAGGAUCACCUGGCGUCAAAGAGCAUUGAAGACGUGUUGGACAAGUCACUCUUUGGGACUACUUUCUGGAUGCUAUGGGCAACAAGCUUUCAACUUCAACCAUGGCACAGCGCUGCGGAGUUUAAGCGACAUCUUCGUAAAUACUUGGAGGACAUUCAGUCCCUCAACAAUCUCAAAACCGCAAAUCGAACAGAGUUUAAUCUCUAUGAGUCUCUCGUCCUCCCCAUCACGGGUUAUCUGAAAAAUGAAGGUGUCAACUUCCACUUCAAGACUGAGGUGACAGAUCUUCGAUUCUAUCCGGGAGAGCGACCCAAGCACGGUCAUCGGGAUUGA